AUGCUAAAGGAAUACUCGAAAACACGUUUACAAAACCUUCGUAUCGAAAUCUGCAAAGAGACAAUCCAAUUGAUCAAGACGAACAACCUAGACCAUAAUAAGCCCAUAGAUAUUGAGGUUCCACAAGCGAUACUUCCCGAUACAGUAUUUGAAGCAGUUGUUAGAAUUCCUUAUGAUAUGCAAGUGAAACAAGUUCUUGCUAAUGGUAAAAAGGGGGCUUUGAAUGUGGGAGUUGUUCUUAUUUUACCAGAGGGUUUUGAAUUGGCCCCUCCUUAUAGUCUUUCGCCCGAGAUUAAAGAAAAUAUAGAUCCCGCUACUAAGAGAGAUGUUUACUUCUUAAAAUAUCCUAUAUACGUAGGCAGGAACAGGGGAAGGGGUCAGAUUUAUCCCGACGGAAGCAAGAGUAAUAACAAUGUUUAUAAUGCUACAACAACAGGGGGAUGCAAAAAUAGUGCUUCAAGAUCCGUUACGUGUCCAAGGUCUCUUGCUCUUCUUGGCAUCUAUUAUUUUGGCACAAAUUUUUUGGUUCUUAAAAAGAAACAAUUUGAGAAGCUGCAAUUGUCUGAAAUGAAUUUUUAG
Vicia faba (fava bean) is the source of this 579-nucleotide messenger RNA. NCBI's taxonomy places the organism in Eukaryota, Viridiplantae, Streptophyta, Magnoliopsida, Fabales, Fabaceae. The record is from the annotation of a GenBank genome assembly.